AUUGAGGGUAGUCUCGUCAUUUCAUAAAUCAGCACUCUCCCGAGGAGAAUUCGAAAUUUCGCACCGGCUAUGACCGGUUGCGGAGCCGUACGUUAAAAAAGAAGACAGGUCGUUUAUCUCGGCAGUUGUAAAGCACACAGUGAGCGAGUGUUUUAGCUCUGCUUUGCGCUCUUUCUCGCAUGCUUGGAAACGGCUCUAUUCUCGGGAAAAAUCCAAGAAACCCUCGCCUUAUCGUCUCCUCCAUUAUCGCAGAACCCAACUCCCUGAGCUCAAUUCUCUUAGAUCCGUGGCUUUUUUCGCGAAUUGGAGUUCGAAAUCUGGUCUUUCAUGGCGGAAAACCCCAAUGUCGAGCUCGCCGAAGCACAAAUCGGCGGCAUUUCGUGUGAUCCCGUGUUAUGUGGCUUUUACCUCCAUUGAUCGAACCAGUGCCUAGUGGUAUCUUGCAAUCCACUAUUUUUUUUAUUGGAUUUGGGCUUCUUCAUUUUGUGAUUCUUGGUAAUUUGGUUCGAUCAGCGCUCAUGGACUGGUUUUUGAUGGUUAGAAUAGAAUGAGAUCUAUGGCCUUGCGGGAAUCGUGAAAUGAGGAAUCGAAGAUUGAACUUUUCUCCGAUAUGAUUGCAUUGCAUUUCCAUCUAGAGUUGUAACUGGAGCUUAGGUGUUGGUUUUCUUGCCGUUUUUUCUUUUAUUUAUUUUACUUUGAUCUCAAGGGAAGAAAGUUUCAUUGCUAGACUGUCCGGAGAACAGAGAUCUCAGUUCAGGUAGAUCAUGGAGGCUGAGUUGUGUUCGUGUCGAACUCUUUCGUCAACUCGGGAAGAAAGUGGAGAUGAGGAGCUUUCUGUGCUCCCUAGGCAUACAAAGGUCAUUGUUACGGGGAACAACAGAACAAAGUCUGUUUUGGUGGGACUGCAAGGUGUUGUCAAGAAGGCUGUUGGUCUUGGUGGCUGGCAUUGGCUGGUCCUUAAGAAUGGGGUAGAGGUGAAGUUGCAGAGGAAUGCUUUGAGCGUGCUGGAAGCUCCAACUGGAAAUGAGGAAGAUGAUGAUGAAAUUUACUGCAAUAACUCAAUCUGUAGUAGCUCUGACAUGGGAGAGAAAGAUGUUGAUUACUCUAGCAUCGAGCUCCAUAAACCAACAAAACGAAGGGUUAGGCAUACAAGACCCUGGGCAUCCUCAGUCAAGGCAAUGAGUCGAACUAGCUACAGAGAUACAAAAGCUCAUAUCUUUAAGCAUCAAAAGAGGGUUAAUUUGGCAAAACUUGAAACUGCCACUUUAUGGAGAUACUGGAAGCAUUUCAAUCUGGUCAGCACUAAUCCCAAUCCAUCUAAGGAGCAACUGGUUCAUGGAGUGCAGCAUCAUUUCCUCUCUCAGCAAGUGGAUGAGAUGCAGGUGAUUGUGGGCUUUAUCCAAACUGCGAGGAGGUUGAAAACUCUCCACUCUUGACAGGAAACAGAUGAGAGGUAGUAUUUUGUACAUGAAUAGGUGGAAGUAAGAAUGAUACAGCUUCUGCCUGUAUGCUUUGUGAAGGUAUCGAGGAUCCCGUGUGGGACGCCGUUUCUUUGUCUAAGAACAAUCCCACAAUGUAAUUUACUGAUCUUUUUCAGGUAGGAAGUAGUGAAGUUUAUAACUUAUUAUCAUUAGGUAAGACUGUCAAUCAAAGACUGCUGAGCUGAUAAGUAACCUCACCAUAGAAAAGAGCAAAGCUCUAGCUUUGCCCACCAGAAAACCGGUAGUAGGCUGAUUAGCCCAAUGGCUGUUCAUUUCUUGUAUAUUAUAUGUUGGCUUGAAAACUGGACCAUCAGACUAGUGCAGCGCAGUUGAAAAAAGCAGUUUGUGAGCAGCUCAUGUUUGGCUUGCAAUUUGACUUGAUAAAGACGUCUCAUCUUAUAUUUGGAAUGUUUAAGCCAAGUCUGAGAGUGCUCCUCCUGCUUAUGUUGGAUCCAGUAAGGAAGAAAUAUAAGUAAACAAUAUAUUAUAUGUCAA
Molecule: messenger RNA, 1976 nt
Organism: Phoenix dactylifera (date palm)
Lineage: Eukaryota; Viridiplantae; Streptophyta; Magnoliopsida; Arecales; Arecaceae
Source: RefSeq, a predicted model, not a curated record